Molecule: messenger RNA, 13464 nt
Organism: Porites lobata
Lineage: Eukaryota; Metazoa; Cnidaria; Anthozoa; Scleractinia; Poritidae
Source: the annotation of a GenBank genome assembly
GAUGAUUUAACCUCAGACAUUGCACUUCCAAGCGUGACUUCACCGGUUAGAAAACACCUGAUAGGUUUAUUUCGUGACCCAUCCCUGUUAUUUGCGUUUUAAUCUCAAAACAAACGAACGUCUCCCAUAUUCAGUGCAAGUUUGUUUUGCCUUCGCAACCGAUCGACACUUUUGUUGGCUAAAUGUGAGUUAUCGAAGUUGUUCUGAGUUGUUUUAAGUAGAUGCUCACCGAGCAGGUCUCUCUAACACUGGUUUUCAUCUCUUUUUGUGCUUAAUUUAGCUCAAGUAUCGACAAUGGGUCUUCUUUCACUUGGAUCGCCUUUAUCCUGGUCAGAAACGAAGCAAUACGCCGAUCAUGUACGAAAACAUGGCAUACUACAGUUUCUUCAUAUUUACAACAAGCUUAAAGAUCGAGAAAAUGACUGCUUAAAGUGGGGAGACGAGGUACAGUGCUGAUUUUUUUUUCACCUCAAAUUUGUUAAUUAAACAUGCAUUCAGAAACGUCUUUAGCAAAUCAUCGUAAACAUGACAGUGCAUAAUUUUGCGCUUAUCCUUGUACAGCUGUAAGUUGAGGUUUUCACUGACCUAAGCUUUAUAUUUCGUCGUUCUGUGUAUUUCAGAGUAAAAAAAUUUUCUUCCAUCGAGUUUAUAAUUAUCGUUUUCCUAAGGUGGAAAUUUUCACUAUCAUGCAAACGGCACAAUAUGUAGAUACGUAAUAAUAUUAUUGUUAUGUAAAGCGUUGCUGUUGACACUGUGCAAUAAUGGGCCUAAAUAAUCGCUUAAUUGCAGAAUACUUGUAAAGUUAUUAGCCCUUAGCUGGAUCAGGAGAGGAAAUUCAUUCAGUGAAAGCAAAAACUGAAACAAAAACUCCAGAAUACCUAUGUAACUGUACCUACCCAACCGGGCCUUGGCAUAUUUUAAGUGUUUGCAAAAAAUGCUAAUAUUUACUUUUUGUGGUCCUUUGCACCCAUUUUAUCAUUGAUACAGCAGAUAGGUUACAUAAUGAUUCCUCUUGCAAAUAUGGUUGUUUACUAAUCUUGUUGACCUUCCCCGGGGGCCUAGGCCCUAGACCUCUUGCAAACAAAGACAUACAACAAACUAGAACAAAUAAAAAAUCAUUUUGUUUUUGGAGAAUUCUGGGUCAAUCCGGGAAUUGUAGAAAAUUUUUAUGUUUGAAGUGAGUUAACCGUUAACUAUACUUUUCCCACAUAAAUGUACCCCUUUGUACUGUCAUACCUCAAUCCAUUGUUUUCUACCCCCACCUACUCCUUCCUCUCUUCAGACUGGCCGUAAAGCUUGAAUUAGGACUCUCUACCUCUCCUGAUCUAUUGCAGUUCUUCAGGCUUGAGCGUAGCACCCCUCUAUGCCCCUCAAACUUAUACGCCCCCUUGGUUUACAAGGUUUGAGUACAGUCUCCUCCUUAUCAAAACAUUUCCUUGUAGUCUUUGUUAAUUCUUAAUCAUGUUUAAGUAGAGUCUGUCUCCCCUCUAUUCCCUGAACCCAUUUGGCCUUGCAAAAUUUAAAAUAUCAAUCUUGUAGGCUCUGGUAAAACAGUCAAAAAACUACUAGCUUCCUAAUUUCUAAGAUGCAGACUGUGUACACCAUUUUCUGCAUACGAGCUUGGGUCAAUAUUAACAGUACCCGACUAGCAGUGAAUAUACAUGGGUAGAUUACCUCUUACAAUGUACCUUAAGAGAAUUGGCUGGUCUACUAUGCUCAUGCACAUGUAGAGUGUUAAUAAUAGUACCUCAUUUGGAAAAUUAAGGUCCCCUUCCUCUAUGCCCCCUACCAAUAUAUAUAAGCAGAAGCAGCUGUGUGUUAAGGUCCCUGUUGUUUUGACAUUCUCACAGAAUUUAUUGAGAGCCAAUUGUUCAAGCCAUGUACCUACUCUAAAAUUACAUUCUUGUGAGAUGUAGUUGUGACAAUUCAAAAAAAUUGUCAAUAAAAAAUUGUUACAGCCUUGACAUGUCUCCAAUAACUUUGUUGUACUUGUUGUAUUUAAUUACAUGAUUAUCUGUUCUUCAUUUUCGAGGAAGUGUUGAGCUCAACAGCUUGUUGGCAGCUAAAAAUGUUCCUGCUUUUGAUUAUUGCUAGGUGGAAUACACAUUGCUAAAAUUCGACCAUGAAAACAGGAAGGUGUUCAACAAUUUAAGGGCAAAAGAAGUUCUUGAUGUCCUGCAACUUGAUGAAAUAAAAAAUCCCAGGUGACACAUAAUAUUCCUUUAUUGUGGUAAAUUCUGGUAGUGCCUACAUGUAGCUAGACCAAGCAGUUGUUAACGCAUAUGUGCAUAAUGUAAGAAUUGCUGGAAAUCCUGUACGUCAACCUUGUCGCUUUGCCUGAAUUAAGACUACAUAAUAUGUAGCGUAACCAGCAAGUCAUCUUCUGAUACUGGUGCCCUUAACUGUUCACAAAUUACAAUAGGUGCAUGUAUAGUACAUCCUGAGUCAUGAGGCCCAAAUGGCCCGAGCUUAAGUCCGUUUUUGUUACGUGUUUAGCACCUCAAGUAUUAUAAUGUUUUAUUUUAUUUUUAAAGCACAAACAAGACAGCAUGGAGACCAGAAUAUGCUGGCUACAUGGUUGAAGGUAAAGGCUUUUUUUUAGCUGCAAAUAUAAUAAUAAUAUUACUAAAUCAUAAUUGCAGCAGGUCAUAUUUUUAAAUCACAGUGUGAUCCUUUUUCUUAUUUGACUUUUAAUAUUAUGUAGACUCCUGGUCGCUUAAAAAGGUAGAGAACGCUAUCCAAUGGAUAAAUCCCUUUCCAAUGAAUAAUGCAAUUGGUUUCCCUAAUACUUAUAUCCUCUAGAUAAUAAUCAGUGGAUAACAUUAUCCACCUUUUUAACAACUGGGACCUGCUAAUUUUCUUCUCUAUAGGGACUCCUGGGCAGCCAUUUGGUGGCUGUAUGAGGCAUUUUAACAUGAUUGAAGCUAACAUGAAAUUGAGGUAUUUGCGUACAUGUAUUUGAUCAGUUCAUCAACAUUAAAACUUAGACAUACAUUAUUGCAACACUUUAAUUGUGCUUUUACAGAAACAUUGGCUCUUUAUACAGUUGUAAUCAAGGGAAUUUAGCCGGCCAGGAAACCAGGAUUGAUACUUUAAAUAAUGUCAUUAAUUCCUUUGCUUUAGAAAUCCGAUGAGUUCAGUCGAUUUAUUGUUUAAAUUCACCUUUACUGUUGUUUGAUAAACAGACGGGAAGAAGUUCAGAAGAAUUUGACAGAACCUGGAGAAACAGUUCAAUCAAUUGUUGCAUUUCCCAGGUAGAUAUCUACAGAUAAGUGUUUUGUAAUUAACUGGACUGAAUAUGAUUAUCUGGGGAAGUUAUCAUCAGUUUCUUUUCUGGUAAUUGUUCAAAUUUCAGUCACUAUCUACUUUAAUCCCUUAAUUGAGUAUGCCACCACUGAACCAAAAAGUGUACACUGUAGUUGUUUAGACUAGUGUCAUACUCCAAUAUAUUAAUUUUAUUUCAGACUUGGGUGCCCGAACUUUACGUUUCCAAAUUUCAAGCCUACACCCGGAAGAGGAAUAACAAGCUCACUGUUUUUCCCCGAUCAGGCAAUUUUCCAGGGGCAUCCAAGAUUCAGGUUUGUUACAUGUAACUGUCCAGAAGUUGUAUCCUGCAAAUGUGUAAGAUCAAUUACAUAGAUUUACAUAUAAUAACUUUUGUUUCUUGUUUCUAUCAGCACCCUGACCAGGAAUAUCAGAGAACGAAGAAGCACAAAAGUUGCUAUCAAUGUUCCAAGUAAGUUAACUUUAAUUUGUAGGUGAUUGCAUCAAAUUAAUCAUCCAAGUCCUUUUGACUUUUUUUGGUUUUGCUUGUCACUGUGUCAUAUUCAGUUUGUAAACAAUGUUGAAAAUUAAGUUGACUUGAAUGUAUUUUUCAUCGAGUACGAUUGCAAGUUUUCACACCAGAUUUGAGUGCCUUAUAAUAGUCAAUAAAUUAACAUGCCAAUGUUAUCCCUAACAUUUAUAUAUGUUCGUGGGGUACACAGUUAGCUUGAAAAACUAAAGUUGCCCUUUCCUUUAAGAUGUUGGCAAAUUAAGAGCUAAGAAUUGCUUGCAAAGACCAGUAGAGACAAAAUUACAUGGGGUGCAUGCUAUUCCAAGUUAAUCACUUAAUCUGCUGUUAUAAAAUUGCACCCAAAUGUGGAAUAUUUUUUAUCAACAGUCUUUAAAGAUGUGAAUACUCCUUCUCCAUUCAUUGAAAAGUUUCCUGAAGUUGAGGGAGAAGGUGCACAGGCUGCCCAACCUGACCACAUUUACUUGGAUGCAAUGGGCUUUGGCAUGGGAAUGUGCUGUCUCCAGGUACAGUUACAAACAAAACCAAAGACAAAGAAAAGAAAAGAAGUGGCACUAGCUAGUGUGCAAAAAUACGUAGACAUGUUUAGUCAAAAUCUCAGACGUACACUUCUUUAGAAUAGACACCUUGAGUUAGAUGUUCUCCAGUCAUUGCGUGUUAGUAAGUAAGAUAAUAUUUUUUGUUUUAUUAUAGAUGACUUUUCAAGCUUGCAGCAUCAGUGAGGCAAGAUAUCUGUAUGACCAGUUGGCAGUUGUCACUCCUAUUGUGGUAAGUUAAGAUACAAUGUAUUAUUUUACUAGAAAAAUUCUCAUACAUUGUUAAAGUUUUAUGGUAACUUUAUUAGGUGGUUUAAUUUCUACUGAAAAUUGAUUUGGAAACACAACCUAACUCAUUGUCAUAACUGUUGAAAAAAGUUUCUUCGUCCAGUUUAAAAGCCUGUGAAUUUGCUUUAGUAUUAAUCCAGCCCAAGUGCCUACCCAACUGAGUUCUCACCACUAAAAUCUAAACACAAAUUACACUGCAGAAUUAUACAGAUGUUGUGGUUCAAACUGUACUUUCACUUUACUCUAUUUUAUCUCAGAUCCAUUAACAUAACCUGACACAAAGAAAAACACAGGUCAAAGUUGUUAGACAUUUUUAACCAAAGAAAAAUUUGAACCACAAACCAUGCAUCACACUGCCAGAUGUUCAAGAUAUGGCUUAAUUUAUGUCUUCUGGCUGAGCUGUUUAAAUGAUUUUUUGUUUGCAUCAUUUUUUGCCAUGUGCAGAUGGCGCUGUCUGCCGGUACUCCUAUACUACGUGGGUACCUCUCGGAUCUGGACUGCCGAUGGUGUGUUAUUGCUGGUGCAGUGGAUGAUCGUACUCCAGAGGAGAGAGGCCAGGAGGUACUAGUAUGUCCUUCUCUAGUAUGACGUUAAAAAACUGUAAAAUCAUUUACAAUUAAUUCGCUUAAAAAAAAAAAAAAAAAAAAAAAGUUAUUUUCCCAAUUUAAUGAAAAUGCACUUAAUUUAAUUUUAAAAAAAAAAAAAUGUUAAUAAAAUAAUGAUAAUAAUAAUAAUAAUAAUAAUAAUAAAUAAUAAUAAUAAUAAUAAUAAUAACAUUGCAUGUAAAAAUGCAACAGAACAAUUCAGUUUAUGCUGAUUAUUUUACUUUCUCAUACACUGUAAUAAUAGUCAAGUAUUGACAUGCAUUAAGUCAUAAUGCAAAUAAAUGUCAGCAUUGUUAUACUGUCUGAUCUCAAUCAUUAAUUUUCUAGAAAUAUUGUGAAAAUCACCUUUUUCAUUUUUAUAUCAGUGUGGCUAAAAUUGUUAUUUCUUCUUUUCAGCCCCUAAAGGAAAACCGAUUUGUGAUUCCCAAGUCACGAUAUGAUUCCAUUAGUACUUAUCUGUCUCCAGAAGGAAAUAAGUACAGUGAUAUUGACUUGGUUCACGACAAGGAGAUUUAUCAGCAGCUUGUGGAUGCAGGUUUGUUUUUAUUCUAUUUAAUUACAUGUACACUGUACUUCUGCCACAACUCCGUAGUUUGGAACCCUCCUGUGCAUGACGCUGAUAGCCAAAUGGCAGUCUUCAUGUUUGUCAGUUCUUUCAUAACUUUCUUUCCUUAUACUUUAAUGAUUUCUGUCUGUAGCACUUGGAAAACAAUUUAAAACAAUAACAAAACAAAAUAAAUAUAAACUCGUGUCUUAAGUUAAAAUAAGACAGUCUGUGCUUACUUGAAGAAACUGCUUCAAACUGUUGUUUUUAUUUGGUGAAAUUAUUCAUGACAAGUAAAUUUUUUAGUGAAAUCAUUUAGUGUCUGAAUUGAAUUCCUGAAUUUUAAUGAGUUUUAAUUUCCUUUUACAAUCCUUGACUUGAUCAUUGUUUUUUUUUGUCGUGAUAAUCAGGAAUUGAUGAACAGUUAGCGCAGCAUUAUGCUCAUCUAUUCAUCCGUGAUCCUUUGACAUUGUUCCAUGAACAUAUUUAUGAAGAUGACGAACAGCACACUGAUCACUUUGAGGUACAUCUCAGUAUACACUGCUUUCUCACCUUAUUCAAUCAAAACAUCAUUAAUUUUUUCCUGAAAAAGAAUAAUUUAAGAUAAUAUGUAUUGUAAUUCGUGAGAUAAACUCGCGUGGCACACAUCACAUCUUUAAAACUCUGUAUUAUUCUUAAACAAUAAUUUUCAGUAGUUUCAGAUCUGAGGGAGGAGCAUGGGAGAACUCAUCCCCCCCCCCCAACCUGAGACCCGCAGUGCCGAGUCACAGAGUAGCCUCGUUUUGUCUGGAGUGCCCCCCUCCCCCCCAUCUCAUCUUCAGCUGUUAUAGAACAGUACAGAUCGAUGUAUUUCACAGAAUUAUCUUGAUUUCUUUUGGUCCCAAACGUUGCUUACCAUUUGAUAGGUAAACCAGUCGGUUCACGGUUUGGAUAAAUGUGAAGUAUUAAAAAUUCAGAACUUACCAUUUGCACAAGCCAGUGCCAUUUAUCGAAAAACGGUCGCAAACACCUGAAACUGGUAUGACUGAUGUGUUUGAAGAAGUGGAACUGGAACUUCCGUUUGGAAAACCGUGUAUUCCGACCGGGAAAACAGGAUCACCUUUUCAGACCUUAUUUUACUCCCGGAAAUUUCCACUGGAACGACCCGAAAUGGAAAAAUGGUAAAACACCUGAAAGAUGCAGGAAAGCGUACAUUGGGAUCCGUGUGCCUUGGUGGAAUGGGAUUUUGAUUGUUUAAAGAGUGUUGUGUCUUGUUAUUCAGAAUAUCCAAUCAACCAACUGGCAGACAAUGAGAUUUAAGCCACCUCCCCCUAACUCAUCUAUUGGCUGGAGAGUAGAAUUCAGGCCAACUGAGGUAAGAGGAACCUGCAGAACGGGCGUUAUUUUUCGCGUUUUUCAGGCGAGCUUGGGGUGCGUGACACGCACGACGUUGGAAGGCGCAGUGUCUCGCCCCUCACGCCCGCUUUGUGUUUACCUUCGCUCGCUAAAAAAAACGCCUAGUGAACAUAACGCCUGUUUGCAGGCUAAGGUAACUAUUGAAAUUCUAAAAGUAUUACUACUUUAUUGAAAACAUGUAAGGCUUCUCUCAAGAUUCAAGCAAGUUGCUUUUCAGGGUGACUGUGGCUUUUAUUUCAACGAUGAAAAUGUUCAAAUAAUACGUCACUAGUAGCAUUUGUUUAGAGACAUAUUGGUAACAGGUUGAACUGUUUGUUUUUUCAAGGUGCAACUGACAGACUUUGAGAAUGCUGCCUAUGUGACGUUUAUAGUGCUUCUGACGCGGGUUAUCCUCUCAUUUGACCUCAAUCUUCUGAUUCCCUUAUCCAAGGUAAAUAAACAGGUUUUAUCUGACUAGGUUCAUGCUCUGAUAACUGCUCCAUCUAGAAAGCUGUACACAUACCACUGUAUGACCUAGCCAGAUGUUCUUUCCCGCUCAGUUUGAACCGUGAAAUCCCGAUAAUGGUUGUCACGAGCAUUCUGUAUUACUUUCACUUAAAAAAGAACGUGAGAAAAUAUUUUCCAAGAGCAUAUUAUAUGGCCAAAUAUAGAUAUUCCUUCUUGAGGUAACAAAUCAGGAAAAUCCAAGCUGGCGAGAUAAGCCCGUCUCGCUCGCACGGCAAGCCAAUCAAAACGCAGUAUUUGAUACAUUUAGCUCAUCCACCGAACCUGUUUAUAGUAAAAAUUAACCAGUGAAGUUCUGCUGCUUUGGGGAGUUAGUUAUUUUUAUUCAUAGCAGUAUAGUAUUGAUAGUGGAGGUAUUACUGCACUGAAAAUUGAAAAGAUCUGUUUCAGCCCCAAAGUGUCAAUUCAGCCCUGCAGGCCAAAGUCUGAUUCAGCCCUUCCUGGAGCCAUUUGAGCACAAUUUAGGUCAAAAAAAAAUCUAUCCAAAGUCUGUUCCAGCCCACGGUAGGGCCCAUUUCAGCCCUGGGACCAAAUAAGCCCUAGCUAAUUGGACUGUAUUGGCCCUGAUUUAAGGGAGCCAAAUUAGACUCAAAAAUAGGACUGUAUUUUACGCAACGAAUCGGCCCUAUUUUUAGGGCUAAAAUAGAUCUUUCUGAUUUAGACUGUGUGUGUUUUCAUUAGCAAUUACCCCGUUAGUGAGUAGAGGUUGUCCAAUUUGGCUUCAUUAAUAUCCUCUCAGGUUGACGAGAAUAUGAUCACGGCUCAGAAGAGAGACGCUGCUCGUCAGGGCCAGUUCUACUUUAGGAAGACCUUGAAGAAAUGUGAGUGGAUGAUAAAGUUAGUUUUUUUGUAUGUAACGGAUAAGAGAUCUAAGCAGGUACUGUCAUCCAAACGCGUUCUCCAGAGAAUCUCGUAGGAUCGUCUGUUUCUAUUCUAUCGCUCGCCAUUUUUGAGUUCCAAAAAUCCUCCGUUUCAAAAUCAGGUCAAAUGCAAAACCUCUUAUGCGUAGAAGAGUUUAUUUACAUGAAAUUAAAAAUAAAAGUUGAUAUCAAAGUCUCUGUUCUUACCCAACUGCAAAAUCCUCUUGUGAGACAUUAUUCGGCAAUUAAGCAGAACUUUGUAACAUUCAAGCUGGUUUGUUUAGUUGGGUCCCCAGUGGCGUAGGAAAAUGAAACCAUGCAAGGAAAUAAAGUUGUUUCCUGCGUAUAGCAGAUAUCGUGAGAAAGACACAAAGAAAUGGUUGUUUCUUUCCUAUCCUGCUCUCGUUAGGCCCCACGGUGGUUAACGGAGAUGCGGCAAAUGAAGACGAAGCUUGUAAAGAUGAAUUUGAGCUGAUGUCAAUUGACAAGAUCAUUAAUGGCAAGGUUAGAUUCGCUCAGUUUAUGAUUUUUGUAUUUUAAUUGGUCUUGGAGUUCAGCGUUUGUUACCACUUAGGGCCUGUUUACAUGGAGAUGGGGGACCCCAGGUAGGUGGGGUAACCCGCUUAGGUGGGGUAACCCGCCUGUCCAUACAAUCUCUCAUUUUAAUGUGAUCACGUUUACAUGUUAGGCGGGGUAACCCGCCACAUGUUACCUAGCCUGAGUAUCAGGCGUUUCUGGGGGAAAAGGGGAAAGAUGGAAGCGAAAAAGGAAGAGAGCUGAAGGAGAGAAACGCCUGACACAGAUGCUUUUGCUGGAGCCUUCCACCCCCACACAGCAUGAUUCGAUACCAUCCAAUCAAAAUCACAUCCGGUCAUUGGGUUGUCAGCUUCACGUGUCAAAAAGCUAGCCUAAAAUAGGGUCAGGGCGUAUUGUGUGUUAUCCAAUCACUGCCACACCCAGAUUCUGGAUGUGUCACACGAUUUGCUGAAUGGUUUUGUGUCAGGCCUUCCUUUCUCUUCUGCCCCUCCCCCCUCCCCCAUCAAAAAUCUCCUCUCCCCUAUCCCCUUAGGAAGGCCUGAUACUCAGGCUACAUGUUACCUCACCUACCUGGGGCCCCCCACCUUCAUGUAAACAGGCCCUUACAGUCAACAAAGUGACAAAUAUACCACCCUCCGCUAUGAAUGGAUAUCUUGUGGUUCAAUUAUAUACGUAGUUUAAAUGUUUCAGUAAAACCUGUAUCAGAAGACACCUUUACAACCUUGGCAGGUGUCAGCGUAAUAGAAGUGUCCGCUAAAUACAGCUUCGUUUUAAAUGUGGGAAGAAACGUUUGAAACAUACUAAGCUACUCGUCCGCUUAAUACAGGGUGUUCGCUUAAUAUGGGGUCUAUGCGAUCCGCUACAACAGGUUUCAUUGUAAGGCCUUCCUGAUUGCAUUAGCAAAUACAGUGAAACCUGUAUCAGAAAGACAACCUUACAUCCUUCGCUGGUGUCCGUUUUUAAAUAUAGGUGUCUUCUAAAUACAGGCUUGUUUUACUUAAAAGAUGAGAAGAAACGUCUGAAACACACUGAGCUAUUCGUCCGCUUAAUACAGGGUUUCCGCUUGCUAUUGAGUCCGCAUAAUAUAGGUUUCACUGUAUUUUUCUUUGUUUCUGUGGUUCCGGUAAGGUGUGAUAAUAGUUUUAAAACAAGGGGGAAAGGGUGAAUUGCACCACAGCAGCUACUUUAUAAUCAAUCAAUCACUCAAUCAAUUAAUCGAUCAGUCAAUGAAUCAAGGCAAUCAAUCAGUCAGUCAAGGCAGUCAAUUAAUCAGUCAAUCGAUCAUCGAUUAUAGUAAAUAAAGUUCAACGUUGGUAAUGGAGCGCGACAGAUUUCUUUGUUAUAUGUUUUAGUCAGCUUUUCGAGACUUGUGCAAAUUGUUGAAUCAUCGCUUUAAACUAACUGAAAACUAGAAAAUUCAAUCACAAUAUGUGAACCAAACACAAAAACAAAAGAUUGUGCACGGCCAGGGAGCUCCCAACAUAAACUGCAAUACGGUUGUCUUACCUAAUUUUUGCCAGCUGUCACAAACAGUUCCUCUACUAUAACUAUGACUGAUGAAAAACAAUGGACGCUGCCAGAUUUCUUGUGUAGUCGAUUCUUAUAUUCUUUUUUUCACCUGUUUUUAGGAUGGUGAAUUUCCUGGUCUGAUACCACUGAUUGAAAGUUACCUUGGCAACGUCGAUGUGGACAUAGACACGCGUUGUACUAUUUCCCAGUACCUAAAGUUUAUCCAAAGGAAGGCUUCCGGUGAGUUAUACUGAAAUACAGUCAAGGUUAAAGAUACAGUCAAGGUUAAAGAUAGCGGCGCCAUGUAAAUUAUGCCGGACAAAAGCUCUCUGUUUGGGGAAAAAAAUAGCGAGGAAAGGGAAGGGAAACGGGGGCGGGGGGGCUUUUCCCUUUCCCUAUCGCGCUCGACCAAAGGCCUGUUCACAAGCUAAUGGUUUUGCUCUUCAAGUACGCAAAACAAACCAGUUAGGUAGGUUAAUGAUUUCACAAAGAACGUUUCAACCUGGCAAACGCUACGGUUUUUUUUGUUGUGGUUUUCGUUUGUUCUUCGUUAAAGAAGAGAUACGGCAGCUUCCGCGUGGACGUAUCCCUUACUACAUGAACCACAAAGGAAAAACACACCCCAAAAAACGCCAGCUACGCAGCGUCAGCGUGUCAGUGUUCAAAAGUGUAAUCAUCAGUCCCAGGGUUAGGUUAAAUGGCGCGCUUAUUUUGUUUUGCAAAUGUUCUUACCUGAGUUUAAGUAUUGCAUCAAGGUAAAUUACAAAAUUUGAGCAGGGUGGGUGAGUUGAAAUCUGGCCAAAGUGCAAAUGGUGAGGAAUGUCUGUCUUAUCAAUUUACCACAAUGUUCAUUCGCAUUUGCCCGUUUUCUACAGGUGAGCUGCUGACCACAGCACAGUGGAUUCGCAAAUUCGUAGAGGUGCACCCUGAAUACAAGCAAGACUCAGUGGUCAGCGAGAGCAUCUGUUAUGAUCUAAUGAACACUUUUGAUCGCAUCACUCGGGGGGAACUUGGCGCACCACAACUUUUUGGAAAACCCACAUCCAAGACGAGCGACGUUCUCUUAAAGAAAUGUCUAGAAAUAAAGGAAGAAAUGAAGAAAAUUGAGGCAGAAAAGUAAUUUAACCAAAACAGUCGCUUGUUUUUAACUCUUGAAUUUCCAGGACGCAACCUAACGCGGGCCGUGAAUUUCUUACUUUUGAUUCUGUUCUAACCAAACUUCUUCAACUUUGGAUCGUUUUUCAUUCUUCUUUGCCUUUAAACGCUCUUCGCAGCCGAAGGUGUAUCGUAAGUUGGGAGAAUUAGAUGGCUUUGAUCACCUCCACUUGUUUAGACUCGUUAAGUAUAAUAUCUGAAUGUAUCAAAUAUCAAAAACAUAAGUCAGGUGGUAAAAAUAUUUAGUUAACUUCAUCUCUCCCUAUACUUAGAUUAUAAAACAACAUUUAACGAGAAGGGGGCUUAUUCAAAAUUCAACAAUAUUCAACGGUAUAAAAUGUUGAAAAAUAGGUUUCUAACUAUUAACUUGAAACUAAAAUGAGGGGCUAAAAUUCUAACUAUAUUGCUGAUCUUUGUAAAAGGUUAUUGUUAUUAUAAAUAACAUCUCAACGGGUCUACCUUUCUCAUGUUCAAUUACCCGAAUGAUAACCCAUGUUUUCCUACGUGCUAUUUGGUAGAGUAAUUUAAAGUGGACAGAAAUUUUGAAAAUUUUCCAUUCAGUAGAUAAGUCUGGAGAAAAUAUAUUGAACAUCAAUAUCUCAAUGUCCACCAGAAGAAUGCUGUUUACAGUGCCGGAUCCACACCUUGAGAUAAGGGGGGCGGGGAGCCUGUCUCCAAAAAUUUUUUUCGGCUCUUCGAGCCUCAGUUUGGUUUGAAAAUAGGGGGUGCAGGGGGGGCUGGAUCGGCCACUGGUUUAUUUAAGGACUGUUUACUUUUAAUUGUAUAAUGACGUCACCGUGUUUUCAUCAGUAGACAUGCGUCAUUUUUCGUGUGUGAAACAGUUAACUUGCUGUAAAUAUUUUAAAUCUGUAUAUGUUGUACUGAGAGUGUUCAACUCACCACCCGUGAAUUGUUAACUGUUCCACUUGUUUUUAGCUGUAUAACUUUUGUCCAUCUUUGCCUUCAAAAUAUUGUAACCUUUCAGAAAUAAGGAGAUACUUUCAUUAAAAUGGUCUUCCGGAGAGCCGUAAAAAUUACCUUAAAAAACAACAAAUUUACCAACCAAUAAAUUCUACUGAUAUUUGUCUCUUUCAAAGUAGUCCUUACUAAUAAUUUCUUUGCUUUUAACAUGUAAGAAUUAAAAGCGCGUGGACUUCCCUAAACUUAGCACCCGCCGGGAGUUCGUUGCAAAGUUUCAUUCUAUUCUGAAGGCGGGGCUGAAGGCCGUUUACAACGCCGACUAAGAUAUGCGGAUACUGUGCGAAUUAGUGGGUAAACUAAUUGAUAAAAUUACUUCUUAGUUAUUUGGAUAUGUAGUAGCAAUGAUUUUGUACAUUAAAUAACUAGUUGUUCAGCUAUCUUGUGUUCUAGUCUUUAUGUCGUACCGCAGCGUACAAAAUUAAUGUGUUCAUGAAGACCUUUGAGCCGUUUGGUUCUUUGCGAUGGACCGGUACUGUGUAUAUACAGACAGAGUAAAUCUCAAGCUUAGCUCAGCCUCUUUCCUAUGUCUACCUUCGGAACGAAGUUCUUUGGGCGCAAACUUAGGGCACUUUCCAUUCGUCAGAACUGACUGGCCAGACUAUUCCCGUCACAAUGAUAAUUUCACGUUAAAUCAAACCUAUCCAGCCUGGUCAAUCAAAUCCUAUAUAGUAUGCACGAGGGAGAUGGGUUUUUAGCAAAAACUCUUGGAAAAAGCCGAUGUCAUUUUCAAACUGACUGUUCCAGCCAUGGUCCGGCC